AUUAUGACUGUACCAAAUGACCCUUACACGUUCCUGUCCUGUGGAGAGGAUGGUACAGUGCGGUGGUUUGAUCUGCGUAUGAAGACCAGCUGCACAAAAGAGGAUUGUAAAGAUGACAUUUUGAUUAAUUGUCGAAGGGCUGCUACCUCGAUAUCCAUCAGCCCCCUGGUACCAUACUACCUUGCUGUUGGAUGCUCUGACAGCUCAGUGAGAAUCUACGACAGACGAAUGCUUGGCACCAGAGCUACGGGUAACUAUAUGGGGAGAGGAACUACAGGGAUGUGUGUAAGAUUUGUCCCCCCCCACCUGUCCAAUAAGUCCUGUCGGGUGACGUCACUGUGCUACAGCGGAGAUGGGCAGGAGGUGCUGGUCAGUUACUCCUCUGACUACAUCUACCUGUUUGACCCCAAAGAUGACCAGGCACGGGAGCUCAAAGGCCCAUCAGAGGAGAGGAGAGAGGAGCUCAGGCAACCCCCGGUGAAACGCUUGCGCCUCAGAGGGGACUGGUCAGACACUGGGCCUCGCGCACGUCCCGAGAGCGAGAGAGAACGAGAUGGAGAGCAGAGUCCUAAUGUGUCCUUAAUGCAGAGGAUGUCAGACAUGCUCUCUCGCUGGUUUGAGGAGGCCAGCGAGGCCCAGAGCAGCAGGGGGCGGCCCCAAACACGACCCAGAGGUAUACAACUUCGAGCUGCAGGGUCUUCUACUGCUGCCUCGGAGACCCCACCUCAGGAGCCUUCAGGGGCUGAAGGGCCUAUGGAAGUGGAGAUCCCUGCCCCCGUCUCUGCCUCUACCUCUGCCUCUGCUUCUGAUUCUGCAGAACCUCUUCCCAAAUCGACCUCCUCCUCUUCUUCAGGCUCUUCUUCCACUUUGACAGCCCCUCCUCCCUCUAGCUCCUCCUCCAUGGAGAGCGCUCCCUCCUCUUCGCUUGUCUCCUCCCCCGACUCUGAGCAGAAGACCCAGGCUGAAGCUAGCCCCACCCCUACAAGUACCCCUACUCCAUCUUCAGAACCUGCCCUUUCCGAGUAUGGUCCACGCAGGCUGCCGGUAAGCUUAGUGUGCAGGCGUCUGCAGCGCCUCCUCCUGCUGGCGGACCCACCUGGACAGGGCCAGCGUACAGCCUCUGCAGCCCCCAGAGUUGCCCCUGCCCCCGAGAACCCACCCCAGGGGCUCAGUGCAGAGACCUCCCCCCCUGCAGAUUCCCCCUCGUCUGUGGUCAACAAACAGCUCGGAUCCAUGACUCUGGAUGAGCAGCUGGGAGGCUCAGAAGGCUCAGGGAAUGUAGGCAGUGGUGCGGGUGUGAGCGGUGGUGUAGGAGCCGUCGGGGCUGGAGCUGCAGCUGGCUCUGAUCCCAGCGUCACCUCCAGCGCUAGCGGCAGUGGCAGCGGCGUUGGAACGGGCAGCGCGGCAUCGGGCAUGAGCCGAGCCGGGACAGCAGAACCGGUUCUCAGCCUUCACUACAGCACAGAGGGUACCACCACCAGCACCAUCAAACUGGACUUCACUGAUGAAUGGAGCAGCCAAUCACCCAACUCCAGGGGGAGCAGUGGGACUCAGAAGACUGAGGAGGUGGAGGAGAACCAAACCAGAGGAGAGCCUGUAGGAGAGAGUAAAGAGCAGGGGCACGCUCCAGAUACGCGCACACGGCCUGCUCCAAUCGGCGAGGAGGGAGAGACCACGGACAGUGGCACGGAGAAGGCCUCCGUCAGUUCUCAGGGGAGCACACCCCUGCAGGCCCCAGAGGAGGAGAGCUGCACGGGGCCUGCAGCAAGCUCGGCCGGUCCCCGUCCCUCAGAAGAGCUCCAGGCCGCUGGACCAGAGGAGAUCAGCGAAAGCUGCAGAAAAAGUGAACCAGCAGGAGAAGAGGGCCAGGGUCCAUCCCAACCCUCCCGUAGCAACCAGGAUUCAGAUGACAGUGACGACGAUCCGAUACUCAUUCCUGCAUCCAGAUUUAAUUUCAGAGGAUCAGCUGUAGGUGAUAGACUCAUCAGACGCUCUGCUGCAGCGCGAAUCCAGGAGCUUUUCCGCAGGAGGAAGGAGAGGCGUGAGAUGGAGGAGAGCGAGACGCAAAACAUCAGGAGACCCUCUGUUAAGAUGGUUUACAAGGGCCAUCGCAACUCCAGGACCAUGAUAAAAGAAUCUUGUUUCUGGGGGAAUAAUUUUGUGAUGAGCGGUUCAGACUGCGGACAUAUCUUUAUCUGGGACAGGCAUACAGGAGAGCACCUGAUGCUGCUGGAGGCAGACAAUCACGUGGUCAACUGCCUACAACCUCAUCCUUAUGACCCCAUUCUCGCCUCAUCUGGCAUUGACUAUGAUAUAAAGCUCUGGUCUCCCCUUGAACAGUCACCGUCAUUUAAUCGCGUGCUUGCAGAAGAGGUAAUUGCACGUAAUGAACUGAUGCUGGAGGAGACAAGAAACACUAUUACUGUCCCAGCGUCCUUUAUGCUGAGAAUGUUGGCUUCACUCAAUCACAUCAGAACAGAUCGGCUAGAGGGUGAUCGUUCUGAAGGCUCUGGGCAGGAAAAUGAGGACGAGCAGUAAGCCUCCCGCGCGAAGGAAGCUAACCAUUUUGCUACGAAGCACUUGAACCUUUGAGAUUUGUACA
Chanos chanos (milkfish) is the source of this 2602-nucleotide messenger RNA. It is a transcript of the gene dcaf6, whose product is annotated as ddb1 and cul4 associated factor 6. The transcript is spliced from 17 exons. NCBI's taxonomy places the organism in Eukaryota, Metazoa, Chordata, Actinopteri, Gonorynchiformes, Chanidae. Gene Ontology annotation, molecular function: protein binding. The record is from RefSeq and is a predicted model, not a curated record. Gene Ontology annotation, biological process: positive regulation of transcription by RNA polymerase II. Gene Ontology annotation, cellular component: Cul4-RING E3 ubiquitin ligase complex; cytoplasm. The coding region runs from base 4 to 2538 and encodes 844 amino acids.